Messenger RNA from Oncorhynchus kisutch (coho salmon), 2218 nucleotides. Its product is annotated as desmin. NCBI's taxonomy places the organism in Eukaryota, Metazoa, Chordata, Actinopteri, Salmoniformes, Salmonidae. The record is from RefSeq and is a predicted model, not a curated record. Gene Ontology annotation, biological process: intermediate filament organization. The coding region runs from base 421 to 1587 and encodes 388 amino acids. The transcript has 4 exons. Gene Ontology annotation, molecular function: structural constituent of cytoskeleton. Gene Ontology annotation, cellular component: cytoplasm; intermediate filament.
UCCCUAGCGGCGCCCUAAGUGAGAAGAGAGUGAAAAAUAGCGGGCAUACAUGCUCAUAUCACUAUUUCAUAUGGAGGCGUUAGGGCCGUGCAAACUCCACCCAUCCCCACUACUAACAAUGCAAUGCUAGCUAGCAAAUGAAGACUGUGGUGCUGCAGGUCUUUGAAGAGAGUAAUGAUCCACAUUUAAAACAUUUCAAAACCCUGCAAGAUUUUCAAGGGAGUCUGAGACAUUCUUUGCGGCCCUAUAAAAGCCACAGGUCGAUCUGAGAGACUGUCAGCACAACAGCAAGGUGGGCCAGCCAGCAAAGGGAGAGAAAACCAGAAGAGGCCUUCCCUUUUAGUGGAACUGGAACUAUACUCAAGAACAAACAAAUAAUCUGAUUCUAGAAGACACUUUGUAACACACUGAGAACCAAACAUGAGAGGAUCUUCCUAUUCCCAGAAAUCCCAGUCCCUGCAGGUGAGUGGGGCACGCAGCAGUAUGCGAGUUCAGAGCCCCUCUCCCUCCCGGUGCCGUGGAUCCUCAUACAACAACCGUGGACGGUCCGGAUACCAGGGCGGCCACGUGUCCUCGGCCGUGGAGUUGGGCACAGAGAUACACCAGGUCCAUGCCAACGAGAAGGAGGAGAUGCAGGAGCUAAACGUGAGGUUUGCAGGCUACAUCGAGAAAGUCCAGGCCCUUGAACAGAGGAACGCCCUGCUGAUGGCCGAGCUGGCUGCGCUACAGGGCCGCUUCAAGGGAGGCCCCACCGGCAUCGGAGAAGAGUACAACCUCAAGUUCAAGGAGAUGAGGGAGCUGAUCGAAGCCUUGACCAAUGAGAAGGGAGCUGCUGAUAUCGAGAGGGGAUACAUUGAGGAGGAGGUGGAGGUGUGGAGAAUGAAACUGGAAGAGGAGCUGGCACUGAAAGAGGAGGCAGAGAUGAUCCUGAGGGAAUUCCGUCAAGACGUUGACAAUGCCACUCUGCAGAAGGCUGAGCUCGAGAAGAGUGUCGAACAGCUGGUGGCCGAGAUUGAGUUCCUCAAGAAGUUGCAUGACGAGGAAGUUGCCGACCUCAUGAAGCAGAUCGAGGACUCCAAGGUGACCACGGAACUCGACGGUGACCGCCCCGACCUCGCCGCCUACCUCCGCAACAUGCGCGCCGAGAUUGAGACUGUGGCGGCCAAGAACGUCCAGGAAGCCGAGAAGUGGUACAAGGGCAAGUUUGAAACCCUCAAAGAAGUCGCCGGCAAGAAAGAAGAGCAGAUGAAGUCCAUGAAAGAAGAGAUCACCACCUUCCACAACCAGGUGACAGACCUCCAGAACCAGAUCGACGGGCUGAGGGCGAGAAACGCGGCCCUGGAGCAGCAGCUGGAGGACAUGGAGAUGGCCCACAUGGAUAAGGUUGGAGGCCUGGAGGGCAUCAUUGCUCAGCUGGAGCACCAGCUCUGCGAGACCAAGAUGGAGAUGGGCAAGUACCUGGCCGACUACCAAGAGCUGCUGCACAUCAAGCUGAAGCUGGACGCUGAAAUCGCCGUCUACAGGAAGCUGCUGGAGGGAGAGGAGAGCAGGCUGGGGAUCUCUGCAGGGAAACAACCAGAAGCUUAAGGUGUCUAAAUAUCAUUCCAGACAGAGGAGCGCUUCAGAUCAGAAGGAGCUGUCACAGAGGACCACCUCAAUGUCCUGCAGUGUGGAGACUCACCAGCUGCCAGACGGUCUGCCUGAGCAACCCACGUUCUCCCCUACCACCAAGCUUGUCAACUCCCCCUACCUUCACUCCUCUGUUCCACCUACCCGCCCACCCUAUCAGCCCCCCACCCUCCUUCUGCCCCUACACACUGUCAACCCCUAGCACAUUCCAUCACACUUUCCCAACCAGCCCACCUGUCAACCUCCCACCACCUCCUCCAAGUCCUGCCUGCCCCUGUCAACCACCCACCAUCACCUCCUCCCAACCAGCCCACCCCUGUCAACCCCACCCCCUCAUCCCAGUCCUGCCCGCCCCUGUCAGCCCCCCACCACCCCCUCCUCCCAACCUGCCCGCCCCUGUCAGCCCUUGUCAUGUCACGCUGUGCUACCGUAUGGUUAACUCGUCAAAACAACACAUGACUUUUAUUUUAAAUGUCAUUUAAACCCCCUUCACCCCACCUAUUUUCAUGUUAUGUAACAUAACUGAAGACGUUCACAUAAAUGUAUACCAAGUACUACUUAAUAAACAAAGCUUGACUUGAGUGCAUUA